This is a messenger RNA of Salarias fasciatus (jewelled blenny), 3697 nucleotides long. RefSeq names its product major facilitator superfamily domain containing 6a (gene mfsd6a). Gene Ontology annotation, cellular component: plasma membrane. The record is from RefSeq and is a predicted model, not a curated record. NCBI's taxonomy places the organism in Eukaryota, Metazoa, Chordata, Actinopteri, Blenniiformes, Blenniidae. Gene Ontology annotation, biological process: antigen processing and presentation of exogenous peptide antigen via MHC class I.
GGACAGGUGGGACCUCCGGUCUGACGGGCUGCCGUUGUUCUCUAAUACAAAGGGACGGACGCGCCUCGGAAACACGUUAAAUUUUUCACCGGGGACGAAACAUGGAGCGCGGCCGGUGACUCGGGUCCGGAUCCGCACGGAGGGUUCCAGCCGGAGGAGGUUUGGAUGAGGAAACCAUGUCCGCACGAGCAGAAAUAAUCUAAACUGCGCAGUCAUAGUUUAAUGGGAGCGGUGACCUGAGCAGAUAUGCCAGCUGACGACAAGGUAGCCAUCCUGACGGACGAUGAGGAGGAGCAGAAGAGGAAGUACGUGCUGGCCGACCCGUUCAACGCCGUGUCCGUGGCUCAGCAGGAGGGCGGCGCCGCGCCGCCUCCGCCUCCCCCGGACGCCGCGCCCGAGCAGCAGGCCGCCGUCCAGCCCGAGUCCAUCGACUGCUGCGAGCGGAUGUGCCUGCGCGUCAACAGCCACCUGCUCAUCUCCAAGGUCUUCUACUUCUUCUUCUACGCCGCGUACGGCUCGCUGCACCCCCUGCUGGCCGUGUACUACAAGCAGCUCGGCAUGUCGGCCAGCCGCAGCGGGCUGCUCGUCGGCAUCCGCUACUUCAUCGAGUUCUGCAGCGCCCCCUUCUGGGGCGUGGUGGCCGACCGCUUCAAGAAAGGCAAGGCGGUGCUGCUGUUCUCCGUCCUGUGCUGGUUGAUGUUCAAUUGCGGCAUCGGUUUCGUCAAACCGGCUGAGAUAAGAUGUGAGGAGAUUGGGACUUCCACCACGACGAGGCCUCCCCUGACCACGACUCUCCUCCCCGUUAACACCACCUCAUCCGCCUCAUCCGCCUCAUCCGCCUCAUCCGCCUCAUCCGCCUCAUCCGCCUCAUCCGCCAACCUGACCAGAAGUCGCCGCAGCGUUCCGGAGUUCUCUUUCUUCACGAGACACAAACGGGACGUCGGCAACGACACGACGCCGCCUCCCUUCGACCAGGUCAACUCCACCGGGCCCGACCCCAACGGCACUACUGUGCCCCCCCCUCCGGGCCGGAUCGUCUACGACCCCGAGCAGGUGGAGAACAUCUUCCUGGUCAUCCUGCUGGUCAUCAUCGUGGGCGAGUUCUUCAGCGCCCCCGCCGUCACCAUCGUGGACACGGUGACGCUGCAGUACCUGGGGAAAGCCCGCGACCGCUACGGCCUGCAGAGGAUGUGGGGCUCUCUGGGCUGGGGUCUGGCCAUGCUGCUGGUGGGCAUCUGGAUCGACCACACGCACCUCCAGAUCCAGAUCGACAGCGGCAACUGCGACCUGCCGGAGUUCCACAACUACCGGCUGGCCUUCAUCGUCUUCGGCGUGCUGAUGGGCCUGGCCUUCAUCGUCGCCACUCAGUUCUACUUUGAGAAAGCCAGCGAGCUCCGGCCGGAAGUUUCCGAGGUGGUGCAGGAUCCGGCGGGCCCCCCGACCCCGCCCGAGUCCGACUCCUCAAGCCAGAGCCCUGCUGCCGCCCCCGCCGCCCCGCCGCCCCCCCCGCAGGAGUUCCACUACAGCGACCUGCUGAGGCUGCUGUUCACCGUGCGCUACAGCUCCGUGCUCUUCGUGGCCUGGUUCAUGGGCUUCGGCUACGGCUUCGUCUUCAGCUUCCUGUACUGGCACCUGGAGGACCUGAACGGCACCACCACGCUGUUCGGCGUCUGCUCCGUCCUCAGCCACAUCUCGGAGCUGGCGGCGUACUUCACCAGCCACAAGUUCAUCGAGCUGGUGGGACACAUCAGAGUGCUUUACAUCGGCCUGGGCUGCAACACGGCCCGCUACCUGUACAUCUCCUACAUCGAGAACGCCUGGAGCGUGCUGCCCAUGGAGGUCCUUCAAGGGGUGACGCACGCCUCCGUUUGGGCCGCCUGCAUCUCCUUCCUGAGCGCCGCCGUCCCCCCGGCCCUGAGGACGUCUGCACAGGGCAUCCUGCAGGGCCUGCACCUCGGGUUGGGCCGCGGCUGCGGGGCCAUGGUGGGAGGAGUGUUCGUCAACUAUUUCGGCGCUCCGGCCACCUUCAGAGGGAUCGGCAUGGCCUCCCUCGUCAUCCUCCUCAUCUUCGCCUUCAUCCAGUGUCUGAGUGCAGAAACGGAGGAAAAAGAGGAUAAAAUGCUGGCAGAGAACAUCCCCGUGCCCUCCAGCCCGGUUCCCAUCGCCACCAUCGACUUGGUGCAGAGCCACAGCGGCGGCGGCGGCGCCUCGAGCGACCAGAGCCCGGCGCUGCCCGUCAAGAAGACCAAACACCAGGAGGACCAGGAGGACGUGAACCGGCCGGCCUGGGUGCUGUCCGCCUCGCCCUGGGUCACCAUCGCCUUCGCCGUGGUUCAGAUCAGAGAGAUGAUAAACCUGAAGAACAGCGGGCCGCCGCCGGAGACUCAGCCGCUGCAGGUACCUAACCACCAGCCGUCGCCCACGAGUGACGCCGCGGUGACAGCGCACUCCACCCCGAGCGGAGACGCCCCCGAAACGCAGCCGCACGCCACACACCCUCCACCCACAGACUGCACCAAAGAGCGCCCCCUGUGGGGCCCCGGGGGGCCUCUAGGAGAACCGGCGCUCACGGCCGAGGACACACACUGAACUGCAACCGUCUCAAUGACUUUUAUACCACAAUUUGACUUUUUAUAUAUAUAUAUAUAUAUAUAUAUAUAAAAAAAACAGUUUCAUAUCUCCGCACUUGUUUCAAUGGAUUUCGGUUUUUCUGCAAGGAUGGGGGUAAAAAAAAACAACAAAAAACCGGAGGUGCAUUUGUGUUUGCUCCUCUGGAGGCGAGCAAAUCCAACGCACCCCCGGUGCCUGUGCACUAUAGUGACCGCCGGUGUUGUGAAGGAAAGUCCUUCUGCUGUAAAUGUGCCUCUUGAUAAGUUAUUUAACUUAAUUUAAACCUUGAAGCCGACGCGACGCCUGUGUGUGUGUGUGUGCGCGCGUGUGACGGAGUCAAGGCGGAAACACACACUUUAACCUGUAAAAGUGCUUUUUAUUUAUUAGAAGGUGAGGUUAUUCUGACACAGAGCUAUAAUUUCGAGGUUUUUCAGUCAAUCUUGGGAUUUUUUUUUGUACUCUGAAAAGAGUAUUUUAAUGUUUUUAAACGUAACAAUAACACACCUGCAGUGACGUUUUUCCAAUACUUUUCACCAAUGAGAGGAUUUCUGUUGAGAAUUAUAAGAAAACAGGAGAUUUAAAUUUGUUUCUCAGAAGAAUGGACCAAAUCGAGGGUAAAAAAACAGAAGAUUUUUUGCUGAAUGUGGGGGGAAAAAAGCAGAUUUUUGCUGCAGAAUUGAAUCAUUUUCUCACUCGUUUCCUGAUGGGAGUCGGACUGACUUCCACUAAACAGUAUUUCUGCUCAGAUUCUCGCCGUCGGACUGUUAAAAAAAAAAAAAGACGUUUUGUCUUUCUUUAAAGAGAAGGAUGUUUGAUUUCUGCACACUGUGAUGAUGAAGAAGUGCCUCUUUCAGACGCUGAUCUCUCCUCUGUCCUGCCGCCUGAUCGCAACAUUUUUAUACUGACACUGCCAACGGCUGAAACACGAAAACUUUGCUUCUUGUUUUUCUUGCCAAACGGUUCCCAGUAUUGAGCAGUUUUUUUUUUUUUUUUUUUUUUUUUUUUUUUGUGGGUAAACCUUCAAAAUGAAGAAACUGUUUUGACUGUAAAGGGAUGCGGAUGAUUAAAGGAUGUUUUGGAAUGUUGA